Mya arenaria is the source of this 8014-nucleotide messenger RNA. RefSeq lists its product as uncharacterized. The record is from RefSeq and is a predicted model, not a curated record. Gene Ontology annotation, molecular function: protein binding. The transcript is spliced from 3 exons. Bases 17 to 5710 code for a protein of 1897 amino acids. NCBI's taxonomy places the organism in Eukaryota, Metazoa, Mollusca, Bivalvia, Myida, Myidae.
UCGAAACUAGUCUAAAAUGGCGAACGUUCAGGUAAAGGACAUCCGAAAAGAUGAACGUAAACAGAAUUAUGAUUCAUGUAAGGUUGCUCUUGAUGAAACAGGCGAGGCCUUGCUGCCUUUUACGGAGGACAAGCUCAAGGAUUUACAUCAGCAAAUCUCACUACAAGUCGGAAAUCAACCUGUUUGUCACCAGCAAUGCAGUAAGGUUAUGCGAGCUGUCAACAGAUGGUGCAUCACCUGUGGAUUGUGGAGACAAGAGUUGUUACGGUUUCAUACAAAUCCGAAGGAACUGGUAUGGCAUAAGCUUCAAUCAUGGGAAUGGCCGAAACAUCAUAUGAACCUAGUUGAAGUGUUUAUGCUGCAACACUGGGAUAAAGCUAACAUGAAUGCGAGUGAUUUAUCAGUGGCGUUAACCGUGUGGAAAAAGUGUUCAGUCUUUCCAGCCACAAUAUUGCCUUUGGCUAAUAAACUUAAAAAGAGCAGGAACAAGAUAGCUCACGGAAAAUCGCUAGAUGAAAACGAAAAACAAACUGUAUUUAAUAACAUAAAGCAGGUUAUUCAACACGCAGAUGUGGUUAACUGCUUACAGAAUCCCAACGAAAUACAAAACCGUCUCACCGACCUUGAAAAUGGUGAACUUUUUAAAUCUGAAAAUGAACUACGAACUAGACAAUCGUUUUGCAUAGCAGUGUGCAUAGUCCUUUUGGCUAUUGCACUGUUUUAUAUGAUAUCAUUGUACUUCACUAGACCACAAAUCCAAUCAUCAAUGGAAAAAACGGGCUGUCUGCAGGAGUAUUCGCCUUUGCUUCCAACAUCGCCGCUACUUGUAGAUUACUUCAAACAGCAUGGACCUCUCGUUGGCCGGCGAUGGCUGUUUCAGUUAUUGGAUGAACAACUGAAUAAUACCAAGAAAAACGGCAUUCUACUCGAAGCUGACAUGGGGUAUGGGAAAUCUGCUAUUGCUGCUCACAUUACAUGUGCCAAAGAUGGUGAUCAAGGUAUGGAAAUGAGGAAACGUCUUAUUGCUUUUCAUGUUUGUAAAUUUGAUGUCAAGAAAACACACCAGGCAGGAGUCUUCAUUCAACGACUAGCUUCAAUGAUCUCAAACAAUAUUCCAGAAUUUAACGAGACUAUUAACGACUGUUUACAUUCCUUCAAUACCGAGCAAUGCGAUUCCGACCCAUUUGGUUGCAUAGAUGAAUGUAUCAUUUUCCCCUUAAAACAAACGAAUAUAUCCGAUGAAAGAAAAGGAAACAGGCUUAUUUUAAUCGAUGCUUUGGAUGAAUGCUAUGGAACAUUUUUGUUUGAAAAAAGUAACAAAUUGUUCAAUCUCAUGGAACGCCGUGCACAUAUGCUGCCAAGUUGGAUAAAGUUACUGGUAACGAGUAAAAGGCUAUCACGUAAUGAGAGACUUGAAUAUAAUUUAGACAGAAUUUACUUUCAUAACCUUGAACCCCGGAAUUUAAAUGACAUUGAUCUAUAUUUCAACCAGUCUAAUGCUUCUAGAGAAAAAAACGUCACGUUUUUCCAGCUUGCCGUUAAUGCAGAUCCUACACAGCCUAACCAAAUAAGCGAUUUGAAUAGCUAUUAUCGAGACCAGUUUGAUAGAUGGUAUGACCACGGGUUUGAUUUGUCAAAAUCCAUUUUGGAAGCGUUGUUGACAACCUCUCUUCGGAAAUAUCCAGACAAUAUAAGAAAAGUAAUUUCAUCAAAUGUCGUCCACAGUGUAUCACCUCCGAUAUUUGAAAAGGAGCUUUCCAUUAUACGACAGUUCACAGACAAAGUUAAUGGCGAAAUUGAGUUCAAACAUUUUUCGUUAGUUAUGUGGCUGCUAGAAAAGUGCCCCCGUGAGUACAGACUUUCCCUUUCUGAUGGCCAUCAAGCAAAUGCGCAUUAUAUUCUGUAUGAACUAAACACAUCUAAUAUAACUUUUGAUGUCACAGAUUUACUUUUACACAUACAUUAUGCUAAAGCGGAUUCAGGUCUACACGAAGAAUUUAUAAACAUACCGAAACAUGUCAUCUUUAAAAUGGAGGAGAAAUUUCAUGAAGGACCUGUGGUAAGAAUAAUUAAAAAAGGAAAAAUGAAAGAAAUACCGGAGGUAUUGUUCCAUCACUUUCCAGGGGGCAAUCACUUUAGUGCUGAAAACAUUUCAGUGGGGUUUAUUGCUGCAGAAAACGGAUAUACUUACGCUUUAAAGCAACUGGUAAAUCACGAUGCGGAUAUACACUUUCGCAUGCCAACGUUUUCAAAUAUAUUAACGAUGCAUGACGCUGUAGAGAUAGCAACUAAUUUUAAGCACUGGAAUUAUGGGUUGCUAGACAUAGCAGCACAAAACGGACAUACAGAGACAGUCAAACUAAUUUUACACAAUGAUUUAUUCUCCUUUUAUAAGUUACAUGAACGAAACGGAUUAAACCUCUCACCAUGGCAUCUUGCUUGCAUGUUUAAUCGUAGUAAAGUGGUUGAAGUGUUUUUGCAGUUCAAUCGCUCAUUUAUUGACUGGAAAUGUUUGUACUUUGCAGCUGAAAAGGGCAAUAUUGAAAUCGUAAAACUCCUUUUAGAUGCAGGUAUUUACGACGAAUGUGUGUUAUGCACAAAUAAAUUAUACUGGAUUCCAGAUGGCACAGCUAGAGUACAAGGAAAUAUGAUCCCUGAAAACGAUUCGAUGUACGUUCUCUUUGAUGACUGGAGCGAAUUGGCAUGUGAAUCCGCCUUACAUGCAGCUAUUCGACAAAAUCACCUAAAUGUUGUAAGGGAGUUGUUGAAGGACAGCCAGCAUUCAACGCUUCAUUGUUUUGACCGAGGGGGUCGCCCUCCUGUUAUCGCUGCACUUCAAAGUAAUCGUACUGAAAUGGUUAGACUUUUCCUUCAAGUGAGUAACGCGCACAGAAUAAAAGUGCAAUGCCAUAAAAUGGCGGUGUUAAAAGACAAUAUACAAAUACACAACAUAGAAUUGGUAAAAAUGAACACUAUGAAAUGCAAAGCCGGUCACGGUAUUGAGCACGCCAUUUCACCAAUGCCUGUGGUAUUACAAAACAUAUUUGAUCAUACAAAGUUUGACUUUAACCGAAGAGACGAAGACGAUUGUUUACCCAUCCAUUAUGCCGCCUGUGGAAACAACGUUGACUAUCUUCAAUUUUUACUGCAACGUCAUGAGAUGCUGUUUGAAACACUUAUUUGCUUUAAUAACACAAACGCCUUUCAUUCAACGAUUCACUGUAGAGCAUUUGGUACCUUCAUUUACUUUAUUAAUAGCACGUUGUCUAAGUCCGGUUUUGGACAAAAUGUUAAAGAAUAUGUGUUGUACCUGCUCAAACUGUCAAAUAACCAAGAAGAAUACGCAAAUAACGCCACUGACAAAAUAUGGAGUGAAAUGUUCAAACUUAUGAUUGAAAAGUUUCACGUUGAUAUUUCAAUGAUGGUAGAUGAUGACGGUAACAAUAUGCUUCAUUACAUCGUAAAGAACGGACAUUUUAAAUUACUUAAAUAUCUGGUAGCAAAGAAGCGCGAUGCCACUUUGGAGUUAUUGCACAGAAGUUCAUUAAACGGAAAGUCACAAAUUACAUAUUUAGCAAAAUACAUGGCUAAGCGCAUGUAUGUCCGAACUGGAAUACCUUUAUUUACAAGUCCACAUUCAAGCCCACAUUCAGUUCAACAAGAACAGAAAAAGCUAUCGUCUAGUGAAUACUGUUUUUCAUUAAUAUCGCGUUUUUUAAAUCAAUACGGGAUGUUUAAAAGUGAAGACAAGAUUACCAUUAUGCAACAAUUACUUCAAAUAAAAAGUUAUAAUUUAGUUGACGUUUAUCUUAAGUAUAUCAUUCCAGUAGAUGAAUUAUUCAAGACAACCGUGUUUGCUACUUUUCUGGACUUCGACAACACUGGGUAUGUAAUUACGAACUAUCUGUUGUUUCUUCUUCAUGACAUCAAAAUGCAACAGAUUGAUUUUGAAAGAUAUGAAUUUGUCCAUUGUUCUACAUGUCAAGAUCUUCGUUACAAAUGCUUAGCACAUCAGUUUACACGUAAAAUUGCCCUUUUUCAAGGAAAUUUAAAUAUCCAUUUCGGUGAGAUACAGGAAAAGAUAUAUCGUAAUGUAUUUGAACAUAUGAUUGCAUAUACAGAUACAAGUAUCUUAUCAUCUUGUGUGGAUCAACAGGGUUUGAAUAUUUUAGAGUUGGCUAUAAACAGGAAAUCCUUAAUGUUGAUGACAUUGUUUAGGAACAAAGGUGUUCAAACUAAAUCUCCUGAAGAACUCUUACUCCGCUCCUUUAAGGCGAACGAUCAUAUUGAAAAAAUACCAGUUACUUUAGUGAAUUCCACAUCUCGGCAGUCGGUAGAUCUGGUAGAUAUUCAUUUCCAUACACACGAACAAAUCGUGAAAAUAUUUAACACAACUACGAAAAAGGGUAAACAAGGUAACGCCGAGUUAUUGUCCCUUAUGAUGCAAAACGAUAUACACCUUCUUAACAUUGCAUGUGUUCUCCGGGAAAGACAUGACCAUUUUUACGCUAGUUUUAUUGGUAUAUAUAGCUCAAAACUAUCGAAACCUUUUAUUUGCAUGGAUCGUUCAGCGAACUUCUCUCUAAUUCACGUGUUGGCUCUACAUGGCUAUUCGAACACUAUUGAAAGAUGCGUGAAGUACUUCGGAAGAAAUAUUCUUGACUGUUUAAAUAUUGAUCAUUUUACGCCAUUAUAUUUGUCCAAAGUUUAUGACAAGACAAAUACAACAUUUAACACUAUUUUAGAAAACAGUCCAAAUAAACAUCUCACAUUUCCUAGAAAACCAGCCGAAAAACAUUUUCUAUAUAACCUUGUUACCCAAUUCUAUUUUUCGAAAGGCGAACACCGAAAGGCACUGUGCUAUUUGCGAUAUUUAAAUAGACCAAAAAUGAACAUUUAUAAAACUAUAAAACAGUAUAGGUGUUUCAAAUCAAUUACGCAAUACAUUAUCACACCUAAAUCCUAUCAGCGAUUUCUAAAAGAUCUUAAGCUUAAACUGAUUGAGCGUUCUUUUAACGAAUUUCGCCAGUCGUUUUUAGACAAAAUGAAUUAUUUGAAGGUAUCCAAUGCUCUUGUCUCUGUUCCCGUUAAGCAAGAAACACCUAUAAGCUCAAACAUGAUGAAACUCAAACGUUUCAUAUGCAUUCUACAUGUGCGUAAUUAUAAACAAUGUUUAGUUCGAAGAAAUAUAAAAGUUUUGUUACAAACCAAACCGGAUGGUUUUGCCUCUUUUGGUAAGUAUAUCAUCAGACUGACUCUUUCAAAUCGGUUUAAAUACAUUUGUAAAUAUCACAUGGACGCUUUUGAAUCUGAAAUGUUUCGCACACAACAGUCAUCUCAGCGAUGCGUCACCAAACAUUUAUUCAAACGGUUUUGUAUUGAUCCAACGAUAUAUUUUCAGAAAUUUCUUUUAAGAACAGAAUACAUACACUCGCCUGACUUUGAAAAAUCAUUUUCCGGACAAAGAUUUAGACAAGUAUUCCGUAAUACAAACGAGUUUAAGAUUUUUUCCGAUAAUGAAGUAUAUAAAUACAAAUAUAUGGAUGCUUUUAGAUACUAUCCAAUUGUUAAAUUUUCUUUUCAGUAUAGUAUAACAGAUCACCAUAAAAAGAUAUUUCCUAAUUUUGAAUAUAUUAACUCGUCUAUGAGUAGUGACUUAGUACGCAAUGCCUAUACUAAGUUCAAAAACGCACAGGGCGGCGAAUAUUGAUAUUUUACUCUUAAAGGAAGCCAAAUCUAGCAUAUCGUUGUAUUUUAUGUUGAUAUGUGUUAUAUUAUUAAACUAUGUUUGCUGUCAUCUGAUGAGUGUUCUAUCGUAUGUGUUAUUUGUCAUGAUUUAACUAUGUUUGCUAUCAUCUGAUGAGUGUUCUAUCGUAUGUGUUAUUUGUCAUGAUUUAACUAUGUUUGCUGUCAUUUAAUGAGUGUCCUAUCAUAUGUGUUAUUUAUCAAGAUUAUGUUUGCUGUCAACUGAUGAUUGUCCUAUCUCCUGUGUUAUUUAUCACGAUUUAACUAUGUUUGCUAUCAACCGAUAAGUGUCCUAUCAUAUGUUUUAUUAAUGAUGAUUACAGAUGCAUUAUUACUACCAAUAAAAUUUACCAUAUUAAAUACAAUCGUUUUAAUUUACCAAAAAAGGUUUGUAAAUGUCAAAACAAUGGUUCUUAUGAAGGACACUGCGUUUAAUUUGAAAGAAAGGUGUAGAAAACACGGUAUUUGUCUAUAUAUGCAUGAUUGAGUAAUAACUUAAAAGUUUAUUACUCAAACUUUAUGUUUGUUAUACAUGUGUUUGAAUUGAUUUUGAAUAAAAGUGUCACUUUAAUCUAUGUCAGCUGUCACCUCAAUCGUGUCCUAUCUUUGCUGUCACUGAUGAGUGUCCUUUAUCGUAUGUGUUAUUCAUCAUGAUUAACUAUGUUUGCUGUCAUCUGAUGAGUUUUCUAUCUUAUGUGUUAUUUAUCCUGAUUAAACUAUGUUUUCUGUCAUGUAAUGAGAGUCAUAUCUCAUAUGCUAAUAUCAUGAUUAAACUAUGUUUUUUUGUCAUCUGUUGAGUACCCUACCUCAUGUGCUAUUUAUUAUGAUUAAACUAUGUUUUCUGUCAUUUAAUGAGUGUCCUAUCGUAUGUGUUAUUUAUCACCUUUAAAGAAUGUUGCUGUCAUCUGAUAAGUGUCCUAUCGUAUGUGCUAUUUGUCAUGAUUAAACUAUGUUUGCUGUCAUCUGAUGAGUGUCCUAUUGUAUGUGUUAUUUAUCAUGAUUAAUCUAUGUUUGCGGUCAUCUGAUGAGUGUCCUAUCUCAUGUGUUAUUUCUCAUGAUUUAACAAUGUUAGCUGUCAUCUGAUGAGUGUCCAUUCGCAUGUGUUAUUUAUCAUGAUUAAACUAUGUUUGCUGUCAUCUUAUAAGUGUCAUAUAGCAUGUGUUAUUGAUCAUACCUAACCUAUGUUUGCUGUCAUCCGAUGAGUGUCCUAUCUCAUGUGUUAUUCAUCAUGAUUAAACUAUGUUUGCUGUCAUAUGAUGAGAGUCCUAUCUCACGGUUAUUCAUCAUGAUGAAACUAUGUUUACUGUCAUCUAAUAAAUGUCCUAUCUCACAAUAUUUCAUAAUGAUUAGACUAUGUUUACUGUCAAUCUAUGAGUUUCCUACAUCAUUUGUUAUUGUUCAUGAUUAAACUAUGUUUUCUGUCAUCUGAUGAGUGUCUUAUCUCAUGUGCUAUUUGUCAUGAUUAAACUAUGCUUGCUGUCAUCUGAUGAGUGUCCUAUCUCAUGUGCUAUUUAUCAUUAUUUAACUGUUUUUGCGGCCAUCUGGUGGAUCUUACGGUUAUUCAUCAUGAUUAAACUAUGUUUACUGUCAUCUUAUGAGUGUCCUACCUCGUUUGUUAUUUAUCAUGAUUAAACUAUGUUUGCUGUCAUUUGACGAGUGUCCUAUCUCAUGUGUUAUUUAUCAUGAUUAAAUUAUGUUUGCUGUCAUCUGUUGCGUGUUCUAUCGAAUGUGUUAUUUAUCAUGAUUAAACUAUGUUUGCUGUCAUCUGACGAGUGUCCUAUCUCAUGUGUUAUUUAUCAUAAUUAAACUAUGUUUGCUGUCAUCUGAUGAGUGUUCUAUCGAAUGUGUUAUUUAUCAUGAUUAAACUAUGUUUAAUGUCAUCUGAUGAGUGUUCGAUCGAAUUUGUUAUUUAUCAUGAUUAAACUAUGUUUGCUGUCAUCUGAUGAGUGUCCUAUCUCAUGUGAUAUUUAUCAUGAUUAAUCUUUGUUUCCUGUCAUCAGAUGUGUGUUCUUUUUUAAGAUUUUUACCAUGAUUAAACAUGUUUAUAUUGUUGUCAACUGAUAAGUGUCCUAUCUUACGAUUUAUUUAUCAUUAGUCUACUAUGUUUGCUGUCAACUUAUAAGUGUCUUACCUUAUUUGUUAUUUACCGUGAUUAAGGUAUGUUAUGAGGAAUGUCCUAUCUCAUGUGUUAUUUAUCAUGAUUUAUCUAUGUUUGCUGUAAUUUAUGUAUUUCCUAUCUUACGAGUUAUUUAUAAUGAUAAAACUAUGU